This is a messenger RNA of Stegostoma tigrinum, 2358 nucleotides long. Its product is annotated as signal peptide peptidase-like 2A. Bases 23 to 1594 code for a protein of 523 amino acids. Gene Ontology annotation, biological process: membrane protein proteolysis. The record is from RefSeq and is a predicted model, not a curated record. Lineage: Eukaryota; Metazoa; Chordata; Chondrichthyes; Orectolobiformes; Stegostomatidae. Gene Ontology annotation, cellular component: lysosomal membrane; lumenal side of endoplasmic reticulum membrane; Golgi-associated vesicle membrane. The transcript is spliced from 16 exons. Gene Ontology annotation, molecular function: aspartic endopeptidase activity, intramembrane cleaving.
CGCCUGCGCCGCGACCGGAGUGAUGGACUCCGGAGUGAGCUGGACGCUGGGCUUUAGUGUCAGGCUGUUGCUGCUCGGCCUGUGCCAGGUUGGGGCAGAGCAAGGUAUUCUCCAUGCUGUCAGUAAUCUCAGUGGUACCCUAGUGAGGGAGUACUGUGUUUUCUACAAUGGUGAUUGGAUGCCCUUUCCAAAGUCUCUGGAUAAUGCUACUGAGUACCCAUUACAAGAUUUGACAAGUACCAAACUCUGUGACUCGAUAGAUGUGCCCCCAGAAGGCAUAAAGGACAAGCUUGUUGUGGUGAAGAGAGGGAACUGUACCUUCAUAAGGAAGGCACAGAUUGCUCACAAGUAUUUUGCGAAAGCAUUGCUGAUUGCCAGUUUGGCUGGUUUAAGUCCUCCUGCAGGAAACAAGUCUGAUUUUGAGAAGCUGAACAUUCCAGUUGCUCUCAUUGAUUAUCAUGAUGUACUGACGAUGAGAAAGAUACUUGGAGAUCACAUUUCAGGUGCACUGUAUUCCCCUCCUGUGCCUGUCCUGGAUUACAGCAUCCUGAUCAUCUUCGUUAUUGCUGUUGCUACAGUUGCUGUUGGAAGUUACUGGAGUGGGAUGGAGGAACGUGGAAGUGGAAGUUCAACACUGUCUGACUCCAGACCACAGUCAACUGGUGAGGAUAAGACCAAGGACUCCUCUGCGAUGCUGACUCCAUUAACUGUUGUGGUUUUUGUUGUCAUCUGUUCUGUGAUGAUUGUUCUGUUGUACUUCUUUUACAAGUGGCUGGUGUACAUGGUUAUUGGCAUCUUUGCUUUGGCUGCAGCUGUUAGUGUCUAUAAUUGUUUGGCUGCACUAUUGAAAAGAAUCCCUUACUGGAAAUGCAAGGCACUCUGUGUUCAGAGAAGAAUUGAAGUUCGUUUAGUGCUUCUUGCUUUGUUCUGUGUAACAUUGUCUGCAAUUUGGGUAGUGUUUCGGAACGAUGACAGAUGGGUUUGGAUUCUACAUGACUUUCUAGGAGUUGCCUUUUGCCUUAACUUCAUGAAGACCCUGAAAAUGCCUCAUUUUAAGUCUUGUGUCAUUUUGCUGGUGCUGCUCCUCAUCUAUGAUGUGUUCUUUGUUUUCAUCACUCCAUAUUUCACAAAGAAUCAUGAGAGCAUUAUGGUCGAGGUAGCUGCUGGAUCUGGAUCUGCUGGUGGUGAAAAGUUGCCUGUGGUAAUCAGAGUACCAAGAUUGGUGUCAUCUGUUGUGACCUUGUGUGGAAUGUCAUUUUCUAUACUGGGAUUUGGGGAUAUUAUUGUUCCAGGAUUAUUGGUUGCUUAUUGUCGAAGAUUUGAUUUGCAGACUAACACCUCCAACAUCUAUUUUAUUUUGUGCACUAUAGCUUAUGCGGUUGGCAUGAUUUUGACAUUUCUUGUUCUGAUUCUAACAAAAAUGGCUCAGCCAGCCUUGCUCUACUUGGUGCCUUGUACCCUUGUCACUUGUGCAGCGACUGCCUGGAGUCGAAAGGAAAUGAAAACAUUUUGGGCAGGAAGUGAUUAUGAGGUCUUGGACGUCACCAGUGAUACUUUAUUACAAGAUGAUGAACCAAGUUGGUACAACGAGUGAGGAAGCGGUUGAGACUCACUGAGCCAGUGUCUGAAUAUUGCUUAAAAUGAUAGUUGCUUUCUUGUAUUCUAGUUUCCUUUUAGAAAAAUAUUCUAAUACCAGCAUCUGAUAGCUGAUGGCCAAUAGUGUAUCCUGACAAUUUUUCUGAUAUGCAAAAACUUCUACACUUGAACACUUUUUUUUGUUUUGUAACUACUAAUUUGCCAAAGAUUUUUCUUUUAAUUGAAUCUUUGAACUGAUCAUGCACUUUAACUACUUUGGUAAUAUUGCUAGACGUACUUUGUAAUUUCUAAAUCAUAGAGGUUGCAUAAAAUAUUUGGUCACAUCUUUCUGUUGAUGGGUGGCAUGUCCCUGAGAGAAAUCAAGUGCCUUGCAUUAUCACCACCCAGUGAAGAUGUAUCAUGAGACUGGAAAUUUUCCCUUAAAGAAACAGUUUAUUUUAACAACUUCACUCAUAUUUUCUCAAUAUUCUGCACAUUUUGUGGUGGCAGAAAUUCUUCAAUUUUGCCCAAGUUCUUCAGACAGUUUGACCAAAGAAUAUUUUGAAUGCUUGUUUGAAUUGAGGGGUGAUCACAUUAAUGUGAUGCUGUAAUGUAAUGUCUGAUUUAUAGCUAAUUUUGAUUAUUGAAAUGCUUUCUGUGAAACAGGGUGUGUUAAUGUUUAUAAAGGAAUUGUUAUCCUUAACUGUGCACUGCUGCACAUGGUCUGGAAAAACAUGUAACUAUGCAAAAAAUUAGUUUGUUAUUAAAUAAUUUAGAAACAAA